Molecule: messenger RNA, 980 nt
Organism: Drosophila sulfurigaster albostrigata
Lineage: Eukaryota; Metazoa; Arthropoda; Insecta; Diptera; Drosophilidae
Exons: 4
Coding region: 33-140 (35 amino acids)
Source: RefSeq, a predicted model, not a curated record
UGGUCCGAGAGUUUAGUUAACUAUUGUGAAUCAUGGAGGACUGCGAAAUUAUUGGCAUUCUAAUCGAGUUUAUAGGGGAAAUCAUAUUUGGUUCGGAUAAUUCGUAUAAUGAUUAUUCAGAAUCAGUUGAAGAUGAUUAAGUGCUCAACGAAACCAUUUGGCAUCCAACCAAGCAUUAACAAAAUAAUAUAUUAAUUAAAUUACCACAAAAAGAAAGACAAAACAAUUUACAAACUAUAAAAACCCCCCGAAAACUCAAAAAUCGGUUUCAUAAAAUGGAUUGCUGGGCUUUGGUGGAGGCUUUGUUGGGUUUCUUCAACGAUAUGUUCUUCUCGGAUAUCACUGAUGCACAGUACUUUGGCGAUUAUUAUUAUGAUGAAGAUUAUCAAUAAUAAUAAUAGCAAUUAUCAAUAAUAAAUAUAAUAAUAAUAAAGUGUAGAAAUCAUGAAUGCAAGUUAUUAAUACAAAUAAAAACAGUUCUGAGCACAUUUACCCUUAAAAAGCAUUUCCACUGACCCAAAUCACGCGCAUCGAUAAAUUGAGGAUUCGUGCGUUUGAUUAGAAUGAAAUUACCGAGUUUUUGUCACGGCUCAUUAAAUGGUCGACAGACGAUAAAGAAUCCAAACCGCAAAAUGGGCGUCAUUUAGUCACAAAACGUUAAACACGCCAGCAGCAACAGCAAAAGCAACACACAUAAAUUAAGCAUGUUCUGGGAUCUAUUGGGUGGCAUUUUCGACUUCAUAAUGGGACUGAUAUUUCCAAGUUCCGGUGACGAUGAGCCGGACUCCUCGGAGGUGGAAACAAAUCCUUGAGAUGAGCGCAUCUUUGAAUUGUGUUGUGUGCAUUUCGCAUAAUAUAUAUUUCGUUUUAAUUCAAAAAACAGCAGUGCUUAAUUAUAGUCUAUUAAUUCGGAGUAUAUACCAUGCAUAUAUAUAAUUAUAUAUAUAAGUGGCUUUAUUACUUCUCCAAAUAACUAAAAA